CAGGGUGAGUAAAUGUUGCUCCAGAAUGGACAGGACUGCAAGUCACAGUUGCCAUCUUCUACAGCAGCUUCAUGAGCAAAGGAUCCAGGGCUUGCUGUGUGACUGCAUGCUGGUGGUAAAAGGAGUCUGUUUUAAAGCACAUAAAAAUGUGCUGGCAGCUUUCAGCCAGUACUUUAGAUCUCUGUUUCAGAAUACCUCAGUCCAGAAAAGCGAUGUCUUUCACUUGGACAUCAAGAAUAUUGGAGGCAUAGGUCAAAUCCUGGACUUCAUGUAUACCUCACAUCUUGACCUGAAUAAUGAUAAUAUACAAGCUAUGCUGGACAUUGCACAGUGCCUCCAAGUACAAAACGUCUUGAAUAUGUGCUACAAUUUUUUAAAACUGACUACAAAUGUGGAGACUGUAACUCCUAUUCCGUGUAGCAACUCUGAACCCUUACAGAGCAAUUACCCAGCAUUUACUAACUCUGUAUCCAGCGAACAACUAAGCACUCCAAUACUAGAAGAUGCAGUAACAGAGGCCAGACAUUCCCAGCCAUUGUUGUCAGAUAAGGGCAAUGUCCCUUCAGCUGAGGUCCCUAAACCUGCAUCUGUCACCAUCAACUCAAGUCAUAAGGAAAUUCAGUUAAAGCAGUAUGGUCAGCCCUACAAACUGCGGGACUUUUACAGCAAACUCUUCUACAAGGAGAAUGCAGACAAGGCAGCAGAACAGGCUACAACGGCUACCGUUGAAUCUAAUUUGGCAGAAUCACAAUCAUGGACUUUGACUUCCUCUGAGUCGAUAUUAACUCCAUCAGAUUCUUUACCUCUGGAACCUCUGCCUGCGUUUUCUCAUACGUUUGUUUCCUCCCAGGAUCAAGAAACACCGCCACUGCAGUUCCCCACAGAAAUGCGACUUAAAAAAGCCAUUCACCUUAAGAAAUUAAACUUUCUCAGGUCUCAGAAGGCAGCAGAAGAGUCAGCUCAGCCGAUUGGAGUUUUACAGAACACUAUAGAGGAAACUGUGUUCACAAAUGAGGUCCUUGACAAUACAGAAAAGACCUUUCUAGAAAAAGAAGCUGAUGGAGAAAUACUUGAGAAUAUUGCUCAAAAUGUGGAGUUGGAAAGAGCGGAGAGCCCUAAUAUGGAAGAUCCAGGUGUAUCGGUACCAAAGCACUGUGCGUGUGACUUGUGUGGCAAGACCUUCAAACACCCCAGCAACCUGGGGCUGCACAAACGUUCUCACACAGGAGAGAAACCUUUUGAAUGUAGCGUUUGUGGCAAACACUUCUCACAGGCUGGAAAUCUUCAGACUCAUUUACGAAGGCACUCUGGUGAAAAAACCAUACAUAUGCGAAAUUUGUGGUAAAAGGUUUGCAGUCUCUGGAGAUGUGCAGCGCCACAUUGUCAUUCACACAGGAGAAAAACCACACUUGUGUGAUAUCUGCGGGAGAGGUUUCAGUAAUAUCAGCAACUUGAAGGAACAUGAGAAGACUCACGCCACAGACAAACUGUACACCUGUGAUGACUGUGGUAAAUCCUUCAACAUGUACCGCAAGCUCAUAAAGCACAGAAUCCGCCACACAGGAGAGCGACCGUACAGCUGUAUGACAUGUGGUAAGAGGUUUGGUGGCUCUGGAGAUCUGCGCAGGCAUGUCAGAUCUCAUACAGGGGAGAAACCAUAUACAUGCGAUGUAUGCAACAAAAGCUUCUCCCGCUCAGCUGUCCUCAGACGCCAUAAGAAAAUGCACUGUAAGUCUGGAGAUGGAGAUCAGGCUGCAGCAGAUGAGUUGCACAAUCCUGAAGGAUCAUCCGAUUUGGAUACAACUCAGACUUUAGAUUCAGUUACACAGAACAUUUCUGUAGCUUUUAUACAAGAACAGGUGCAUUCAGUGGAGAAUACAAGGAGCGACUACGAGGGAAGUACCGCAAACGUCUUCUGCAAAUUACAAAGCAUGAUUCAGCAAGAUACUGGACAGGACAAGAAUAUCUCAGAGCGUACAAAAGCCACAAAGCCUCACUUGGCAGACACAGAUGAGGCCUACACAUUCACCGAGGUGGAGGUGUCAGAGGACAGUCUACCCUCUGACAUAUCUAUGAUACGUUCCUCAUUAGUGACUAUAGAGAAUAACUGCCAUGAGCCACUAAAUAACCGAGCCUCAUCCAAUGGAUACAGAAGCUCAGAUGGCCCUUUCUUUUCUAGUAUGUCUCUCUGGGGUCUUGCUAUGAAGACACUUCAGAAUGAAACUGACAUGGAGCAGUAA
Molecule: messenger RNA, 2240 nt
Organism: Staurois parvus
Lineage: Eukaryota; Metazoa; Chordata; Amphibia; Anura; Ranidae
Source: the annotation of a GenBank genome assembly